Molecule: messenger RNA, 540 nt
Organism: Cornus florida
Lineage: Eukaryota; Viridiplantae; Streptophyta; Magnoliopsida; Cornales; Cornaceae
Product: FCS-Like Zinc finger 8-like
Exons: 1
Coding region: 1-540 (179 amino acids)
Source: RefSeq, a predicted model, not a curated record
AUGCUGAGAAAUAGAUCUAGAGCAGUGACCAGUAAGCAAAAGCAACCUACUAUGGCUGACCACAUCUCUCCUUCCCAAAAUCACACCAGACCACCCAUUUCUUCUUUCUUUGGUUAUCCGAGAUUUUUCAGUGGUUUUUUGGGGAAUGGUCACUCUGAGACUGAAACCACUAUGAGUCCAACUUCAAUUCUUGAUUGUAAAAAACCCCCUGCUUUUGCAAACCCAUUUGGAUAUGAUAGAAAUUUGUCUAAAUUCUCAAAUACUACUUUCUCAGAAGACAAACACUCGUGGGAAAGUAGUUCAGAUCCCAAAGGCAUUGGUGUUGCUCUUAUUGACUCACACGCUGAUGAAACAGCUCAUGAUGACAAUAUCUCCAAACCCAAUAAAAAAUGGUCUUGUUUGGAUCAAAGCUUAAGAUUCAAAUCCCUCGUCUUCCAUCCUCUGCUUUUUCUCCAGCUGACUCCCCCAAAUCCCCUGCCGAUUUCGGAAUCAAGACCCAGAAUUCACAAUUUUCUGGUUCUGCGUCUGGCUAAUGUGUAA